GCCGCCACCGCCGCCGCUGCCACCUUCGCCGCCCCUAGUAUCCCUGCCUUCUCUCUGACCGCCGCCCAUUCAGCGCAGCAGCCGUCGGUCCUCUAGCUUUCCCGUAGGGGCCGUCGGCGUUGGUCUGCAACGCGGUCCUCCCGUCCCAGUGUAGCCGGCGCCCAUUGGCGCCGCGCUCAAACUUCCCGAGCCGGCGGGCGCGGGCGGUGGCAGCGGGGCCCGAAUGGGCGCCCGGGUCGAAGGCGGCGGCGCCCAUGGACGCUAACCGCCCGGGCGCGUUUGUGCUGAGCAGCGCGCCUUUAGCCGCGCUGCACAACAUGGCUGAGAUGAAGACGUCGCUGUUCCCCUACGCGCUGCAGGGCCCGGCGGGCUUCAAGACACCCGCCCUAGGCAGCCUUGGUGCGCAGUUGCCUCUAGGCACUCCGCAUGGCAUCAGCGACAUCCUGGGAAGGCCGGUGGGCGCAGCGGGUGGCGGCCUCCUAGGAAGUCUGCCCCGUCUCAACGGGCUCGCCUCGUCCGCAGGUGUCUACUUCGGGCCCGCAGCCGCCGUGGCUCGGGGCUACCCUAAGCCGCUGGCGGAACUGCCUGGGCGCCCGCCCAUCUUCUGGCCUGGGGUGGUGCAGGGCUCUCCCUGGAGGGACCCGCGACUGGCCGGCUCGGCCCAAGCCGGCGGGGUCCUGGAUAAGGAUGGUAAGAAGAAACACUCGCGGCCGACUUUCUCCGGCCAGCAGAUCUUCGCGCUGGAGAAGACUUUCGAGCAGACCAAGUAUUUGGCAGGCCCAGAGCGCGCGCGGCUUGCCUACUCUCUGGGUAUGACCGAGAGCCAGGUGAAGGUGUGGUUCCAGAAUCGGCGGACCAAGUGGCGCAAGCGACACGCGGCAGAGAUGGCAUCGGCUAAAAAGAAGCAGGACUCGGAUGCCGAGAAGCUGAAGGUGGGUGGCUCGGACGCAGAGGACGAUGACGAGUACAACCGGCCCCUGGACCCCAACUCCGAUGACGAGAAGAUCACACGACUUCUCAAAAAGCACAAACCCUCGAACUUGGCGCUUGUUAGCCCGUGUGGCGGCAGCGCGGGGGACGCCUUGUGAGGAUGCGGCCAGGCCGGAGAACCCGAGAACCGGGGCUCGCGGCACGCCCCGACGCCAGCCGCCCAGCCGCAGUGUGUAUAUAUAUUUUUACAGAAUAAGUUAUAAAGCGGACUUUGGCGCGGCCUCGGCGUGAGGCGUGGAGUGCGGGGUUUGGGCCGAUCACUUUGUAUAAUCAAUAAAUUAUUUAACACGUCCCCGUCGGAGCUGUGGCUCCCAAGGCUGCACAUCGUGUUUCUUCCAUAUGGAGCUGGCGCCAGCGGGCGGGCAGGACCCUGCAGACCCCACCUAGCCUGUUCUCUCUGUGGGCGCCAGAGACUGGCGCAGGGGGGCGCGACAGUGCUUGAUGACGACCUGGGGCCCGUGUGCGCGUUUGGUUCAGAGGUUGAGCGUGUGGCGAUGGCCCCAGAGUGCACAAUGAUGGCAGCUUGCAGGAGCACAGAGGUUGUGAGACUGAGCAUGCCCUGGCCGUGGGAAUGCAGCUUCAGCCCCCGGGGAAGGGAAGGAUACCGCACCGCAGUGCUUGGAAGAGCCAGGCAAGCA
Molecule: messenger RNA, 1628 nt
Organism: Apodemus sylvaticus (European woodmouse)
Lineage: Eukaryota; Metazoa; Chordata; Mammalia; Rodentia; Muridae
Gene: Nkx6-2
Product: NK6 homeobox 2
Exons: 3
Coding region: 255-1088 (277 amino acids)
Biological process (GO): regulation of transcription by RNA polymerase II; cell differentiation
Cellular component (GO): nucleus
Molecular function (GO): RNA polymerase II cis-regulatory region sequence-specific DNA binding; DNA-binding transcription factor activity, RNA polymerase II-specific
Source: RefSeq, a predicted model, not a curated record